Molecule: messenger RNA, 1572 nt
Organism: Episyrphus balteatus (marmalade hoverfly)
Lineage: Eukaryota; Metazoa; Arthropoda; Insecta; Diptera; Syrphidae
Product: kelch-like protein 1
Exons: 1
Coding region: 1-1572 (523 amino acids)
Molecular function (GO): protein binding
Source: RefSeq, a predicted model, not a curated record
AUGAUCUUGUCAGCUUUUAGUGAGUAUUUUUUGGAAAUAUUUCAAGACAUUCCCACGACUUCGAAGAUCAACGAAGUAAAUAUCAAAGACAUCGAAGCUUCGGCUCUAAAAGUAAUUAUAGAUUACAUGUAUUCAGGUUCGAUUGAACUGAAUUUGGAAAAGAUUGAGAUCAUUUUACGAGGUGCUGUAUUUCUUAGAAUGAAACACCUUGUUGAUGGUUGCAUUGAUUUUCUGUACAAAAAUCUUAAUAAUAGUAAUUGUUUGCAUUGGCUACAAUUGGCAAACGAACUAGAUUUAUCUGGGAUUUAUGAAAAAUCUUUUAACUUAAUUUACUCGAAUUUCAAGGAAGUAACUAAAGGAACUGAGUUUUUGCUUCUGAGUGAAUCUGAACUCAAGGAUAUUCUUUUUACUAAGAAUUCUUGUAAUGACUUGGAAGAGCAAGUAUUUCUAAGUUUGGUUGCUUGGACUGAAUAUGCCACAGCUAAGCGACAACAUCUUUUAUUUGAAUUACUCUCGUUGGUUCGCUAUCAAUUUCUUACACCAAAGCUUAUCAGCGAAAAUAGAAAUUUGGUUUGUGUAAACUUUGAAAACUGUCAGUUGAUUCUCAGUUGGCUUCAUUUCCAUUUGUCGCCAGAGUCUAGGACAGAUGAAGAAACAAAAAUUGCAUUAAUUUCGAAAACUAGCUCUGAGCUAAAUAUAAACUCACAAGAUACUGAAAUUGCAGUUGUUCAUUUAAACGACGAUUAUGAAGCUGAAAUACGAAGCUACAAUCCAACAUCAAAGAAAUGGUCUGUAGAAAACCGAUCAAUUCCGUGUUCUGUACAAAAAAUCGUAUAUAGCCCAAUUGUGAUUGACGAAAAACUAUUUUUAGUAGGAGGAGCACUCAGAAACGCAACAGUGAAAAGCACUAUUGAAUGUUUAGAUUUGAAAACUUUAAAUUGGUCUGAGUUGCCCCCGAUGCGAGUUGCUAGAAGUUCCAGUCAGUUGGCAAAUUUAAAUGGAAAUUUGUGUGUCUUUGGUGGCUUUGCUGACUAUGAUUGUACCAAGUUUAUUGAUUCGGUGGAGAUUUUCAAUUUCUCAUCACAACGAUGGACUGAUUUGGCAACACUUCUUCAGCCAAAUGCAAUACAGAAAAUUGUUGGUAAUAACGGUAUUUUGUACAUUUUUGAUUUUCAUUACGGCUGUUUGCAAUGUUAUGAUGUCUCAACAAAUAAAUGGACUUCAAAGAAACUGCCUGUAGAUGAUGUUAAAGAUGAAUUCCGUACUAUUGGGGACGAUAAUUUUUUGUAUUGCAUCAUUGGUGUAGAACAAGCACCGGGAAAGGAAUGGAUUUCCUAUAAGAAUCUUACAUUUAAACGUUACGAUUUAACCAAUGAUACCUGGUGUGAAGUGGGUGUUUUACAAAAACAAGGACACCUUGGUCUAAUGGUAUCAAUUAAUGAAAAUAAAAUUUUGUUUGUCAACGGAAAUGGUCAUAUCACAGAGUAUGAACUUGAAACUACAAAAAUCAAAAAUAUCCCUUCAUCUGCAAAAUAUUUGUAUCAUGCUUGUAUUUUUCCUUUUAAUUUAUAA